AUGCCUUCACUCCUCGCUCGCCCCUUCCUCGUCCACAGCUCCCUCCCUGGCUUCCGCCCGGUGGCAAUGGCGGCGCUACCCAUUGGGCUGAAACGAGUUGCGGUCAUCGGGGGUGGCCCCGCAGGUCUCGCGUCCGCCAAGUACCUCCUCGAGGCAGGCCUUCAACCCACACUGUUUGAGAAGGCCGCUUCUAUUGGCGGGCUGUGGAGGCAAGGCAUUCCAAGCGACAGUGGCGAGGCAGUUGAAGAAGAAUCUUGUUCGAAACCAGCCGCCAGGGCUUCAGAUGGAGCGCCUGCGUGCUGGGCAGGCAUGAUGACAAACCUAUCGCGCGUCACCUGCAGUUUCUCCGACCAUCCGUGGGCCGACGAUGCGCCGCUCUUCCCGUCGCAAGCUCAAGUGCUCGCCUACUUGAAGUCCUACGCCCACCGGUUCCUCAUUCCGCCGGGAUCAAACUCAUUAGCAGCUUCGGGCUCGCUGCGCCUGAACGCGCGUGUCUCCCGCGUCGCGUUGCUGGACGACGGAAAGUGGAGUGUCCAAGUGGAUCAAGACGGCCGGCAGCAAAACCCAGAGGUGUUCGAUUCCCUGGUAGUCGCGUCAGGGUUCUUCGAGAAAACACACAUCCCCAACGUGCCAGGGGCUGAUGCAGCGGCAGCGGCAGGAGUCCUUAUGCACAGCGCCAACUACAGGAGCAGCGACGCCUUCGCGGGGAAGAAGGUCGUCGUCGUCGGCACAUCCUUCAGCGGCGUCGACAUCGCCGCUGACGUGGCAUCAAAAGCUUCUGAGGUCAUCCACGUCAUCACCAAGCCCUUCUGGCUGCUGCCACGCUUCCUUCCAGCCGACCCCUCGGACCCAGCCUCGCCCUUCCUGCCGCUCGACUUGUGCUUCUAUCGAAGGGCCUCGCGACCUUCGCCGUCUCUCGUCGUGUUGCGCAGUGAAGAGGCGCGGCGUGCUGCCAACAAGUACAUGCGCGCUCUGUGCGGUGAUCAGGGUAAGCUCCUCUGCCCGGAGCUGGGCGUGAGCAGCAGCGACAGCGAGCACCCGUUCAUCGCCAUCUCGGACCAGUAUGGGCCCAUGGUGCAGCAGGGGCUCAUCCGUGUGCUGCCCCGCAGAGUGCAGGGCGUGCUGCUGCAGCCGCAUUCUCCACAGGACAGCAGCACACCUCUGCAGGCCUCCGUAAUUCUCCAAGGCACAGAUGAGCGCAUCGACGGUGUGGAUGCACUCAUCUGCUGCACCGGCUACAGCCCCGCGCUUCCCUUCCUCCCCACCCACCUCAAGGAGCAGAUCGGCUUCGACUCGUCCGACCUCUUCUCGCCGCUGCUGCUGCACCGCUGCACGUUCCACCCGUCGCUCCCAAGUGCAGCCAUGGUGGGCAUGUACCGUGGGCCGUACUUUGCUGUCAUGGAGCUCCAGGCUCGUUGGGCCGCAGCCGUGCUGUCCGGCGCCCUCCCGCCCGUUCCAACCAGCACCCUACAAGAGGGCGUUGAGGAGGCGAGGAAGGUGCGGGAGCAGCAGCCAAGGCCCCAGUUCCCUGUGUGGGACUAUGUGGGAAUGUGCAACUCGCUCUCUGAGGCGCUCGGGUGUGCGCUGCCCACGGACCCUGAGUGGAUGAGAGCACACGACGUGGUGGUGCCCGCACACUACUGCACCCCCACCACUGCACCGUCUGUCGCUGCCGCUGAGGUUGCCCUGGCGCAGUUGACGCGUGCUUGCAGCGAGUUGGAGGGCGGGAGCGCAGUGGCAGGGGCGGUGUUCCGGGGCCUGGCGGGGAAGUGGCGGUUGGAGAGGGAGAUCCGGAGUGUGCAUGAGGGCCUGCCGUCGGGCACCAUGCAAGGGACAGCCACGUUCACGAUGCGACCGGGGGAAGGAGAGUACCUGUACCGUGAAGAGGGGGAGUUUGUGAUGGCAGGCAGCGCAGGGGGCAAGGGGAACAAGGUGUGGCGGGAGUAUGUGUGGGUGUGCGAGGGGCCGGAGGAUGGCAUUGCCGUCCACUUUGCCGACAAGUCGCAGCGCACUUACCUCUUUCACCACUUGAGGUUCUUUCCGGACCCUUCAGAGUCAGGUUCUUCUCCCGACAAGAAUGAAGGCCUUCAGAGUGCUGACUUCGUAGAGAAGGCGCUGCCCCGAGCGUGGCGUGCAGUCGGGGAGCACCUUUGUGUGAAAGACUUGUACAAAGUGGCGUACCGGUUUGCCUUCCAAGGUGUUCACGUGGAGAGGUUCAGCAUUGAGUACCUUGUGCGCGGGCCCCACAAGAACUACGUCUCCUCUGCCUUGCCAUGUGAUGGGAGGAAGGGAGGAGGAGGGAGGGAGGUGGAAGAGGUGGUGCGGUUCAUCCUUGGCGGAGGUGAGCGAGGCGCUGCUGGGGGAGGGGGCUGCUGCAGGCCGUCGCUCACGGAGCAGCUGAUGGCGCACAUGCAGGCCGUUGCUGGCGGCCAAGCUUCUGACGCUCUUCCAGCACUGCUCGGCGCAGCGCCAGUGCCUAGGGCAGUGGCUUUGCCUGGCCUGGCAGCAGGGGCAGCAGAAGAAGGAGCAGUGGAAGAAGGGGCAGUGGAAGAAGGGGCAGCAGAAGAAGGGGCAGUGAGAGAAGGGGCAGCAGAAGAAGGGGCAGCAGAAGAAGGGGCAGUGGAAGAAGGGGCAGCAGAAGGGGCAGCAGAAGAAGGGGCAGUAGAAGAAGGGGCGGUAGAAAGGCCAGCAGCAGAAGGGGUGGCAACAGGAGGGGCAGCAACAGAAAGGGCAGCCACAGAAGGAGUGGCAGAAGAAGGGGCAGCAGCAUUAGCGGCAGCAGCAGAAGGGGUGGCAGCACAGGAUGCAACAAGUGCAUAA
Molecule: messenger RNA, 2820 nt
Organism: Closterium sp. NIES-65
Lineage: Eukaryota; Viridiplantae; Streptophyta; Zygnematophyceae; Desmidiales; Closteriaceae
Source: the annotation of a GenBank genome assembly